GGGUGGGGGAAAAAAGAAACAAAGUCUUAGAUUUUGUAUUUUUUUUUAACUCUGCGUUUUGGCAGUAGUAACGAAAUAAACUAAUCCAAAGAAUUAUUUUUUCUAUUGAGAAGAGAAAAGUGGAUUUUUUUUUUCUUUGGAUUCCAACCUCUUCUCUCAGUGACAAAGCAUAAAUCAUGGACACCAGAGAAUAAGGUGGACCUCAGGAACCCUGAAAAGACCGAGAAGAUUACAUUCUUCCUCGGGGGGUGAGAGUGGGGUAUUUUCAGCCCUCUCUGGAAUCUAAAACGAAAAACAUGAGUUGCGUGCCAUGGAAAGGAGACAAGGCCAAAUCCGAAUCAUUGGAGCUGCCUCAGGCAGCACCCCCACAAAUCUACCAUGAGAAACAGCGCAGGGAGCUUUGUGCCCUUCAUGCCCUCAACAACGUCUUCCAGGACAGCAACGCCUUCACCCGGGAAACACUGCAAGAAAUUUUCCAGAGGUUGUCUCCAAACACGAUGGUGACACCCCACAAGAAGAGCAUGCUGGGAAAUGGGAACUACGAUGUGAAUGUCAUCAUGGCGGCACUUCAGACCAAAGGCUAUGAGGCCGUUUGGUGGGACAAGCGCAGGGAUGUCAGUGUCAUUGCUCUCACUAACGUCAUGGGCUUCAUCAUGAAUCUGCCCUCCAGCCUGUGCUGGGGUCCAUUGAAGUUGCCUCUGAAAAGGCAGCACUGGAUCUGCGUGCGAGAGGUGGGAGGUGCCUACUACAACCUCGACUCCAAACUCAAGAUGCCUGAGUGGAUCGGAGGCGAGAGUGAGCUCAGGAAAUUUCUAAAACAUCAUUUGCGAGGAAAGAACUGUGAACUCCUGCUGGUGGUACCAGAAGAGGUGGAGGCCCGUCAGAGCUGGAGGGCUGACGUGUAAUGCAGUUCUACCCAACCUGCCCCUCACCUCAGCCCCUUAAGCCUCCGUGAUGUGCUGUGGCCUACACAGCCUGCCUGCCCUUGCCACUUCCCCAAACAUCUCGUCGGGAUUUCCCCCCCAGAUUUGACAGUGCAAUAGGACAGAAGUGUGGACUGUUAGAAGAACCACCACCAGCGUUACUUGUUCCUGGGAAAGGAAGGUAGGAGCUUUGUGUGCUUAGGGCAAGCCAUUGAAGACCCUUGGUUUCAAGACAGAGAAAGAAAGGUGGGUCCUAGUUUAUUUUCCCCUUUCCUGUGAGGACUUGACACAGGUUCUGCUGGAGUUAAUCAUGGCUGCUCCAGACCCACCUGGAGAUGCUGCCUCCACUUUCCCUUUCCUGCCAAACCAACGGGUCUGAAGACAUAGUACAUCCAUAGCCCAUGUGACCGGCUCAAAGGACCUAGAGCAUUGGGGUGUCUCAGGAAGCCAUCUCUAAAACCCUAGCCGUGGUACAGCAUGCUGUCUCCAACCCUUAAUGCCACCCCCUUUUUAUCCCUUAACGGGACCCCCAUGUUUAAGGGUCAUUUAUGGCCAUCUUUGGAGUUCUAUAAAAAAGUUCUCCAAUAUUCUAAGCCGGGUGGUUGAAUCCUGCAAUAUUCUAGCUUGACAGAGGUGAGAUAGAUACCUAAGAGGACAUGGCUAAAGCCAAACUGGGGCAGGCAUGCACGGGACAGCUUGUUUUCAAUGGCUCUCAGUCCGGUUUUGUUCCUGCCAUUUCACUACAUUGAUUUAGAGGGCCCUAGGGCAGAAGAGUUGGAAUCAACUCGACAGCAGCAGGUUUGGUUUCAGGUUUUUUGGGGGAGAAGACAAGGCAAAAGAGCACUUUUUCCCGUUGACCCACUUUGGGAAAAUCAGAAAAACGUAUGUCUACCUUUGAGACCAAAUUCCACUCCGUUGGGACAGUAGGGUGAGGGAAGUAUUGUGAAGAUAAGCCCCUUAGAGUUUAAGAGCAGAUAAAAUUGGUAGAAGUCCUAGGCUGAGGAGGUCAGGCUCACUUUAGUGACAAGAAGCAGAGUCCUCAAGUUGGAUGGUUAUGUGCAUUGUUACAGGACCUGGGUUUGUCAUCUUUCUGGAGGUUCCUUUGCAAAUCAGAGAAUUGACCUGCCCCCUACCUCUUUAAAUGUUGUAGGCCGCCGUUCCUGUAACUUUGGAAAACAAAAGAGAUGGGGAAAUAGGUAUGGCACCACUGUGUCGCCAGCGGUGUGGCUGCAUCAGGCAGAUAGGCAGGCAGGCGGACCUGUCCAGUCCUCACAAAUCAAUGGUCUUGCCAGGUCUGGGAGCUGUCCCACUGGCCAGACUUCUUGUCAGCAGCAGAGCCAGCCCGGGGCUUGCACGUCGAACCUGAGCAAGAUUAGUGGGACAAAGCUGAGGCUUUCUCCCCACUGUGACUGGAGUGCAUGUUUACACCAGCACUUUUUCUGCACAUGUUAUCUUCAAUCCAACGAGGCCGUUUUUUAUGCUGAGUAACAGAAGCCACCAAGCGGCUACUGCAUUACGUCCUCCCAGCAACUGGCCGCAGUCUCUUCUGUACCAUUUUCUAUACCAGACCUGCUUGGCACCACAGGGAGCUCUCUACCCCCGCACAAUGACAUUCCAACCAGCACCGGCCAGAAGUUACAGCCAACCUUGCUGAUUGUCACAAGCAGGACCUUCGGUCCAUCGGCACUGUAUGUGAUAGCAAGCCAUUUCUGGGUCCACUGGCACUGUAUGUGAUAGCAAGCCGUUUCUGGGUCCAUUGGCACUGUUCGUGAUAGCCAUUUCCUGGAAAGAGGAAGAAUUUCCUCCCCACAAAUCUGCUUGGGCCUGUGUAAACGGCACCUCAAUGGAGUUCCACGCACUUGGAGUCCACGAGUCAGUGGGCUACGCAAAGACACUUAAAUGUUUCAGGGCUGGUUUCUCUGUUCAUAUCCAAUUCUGGUGCUUAGGAACAGGGACCCAUGCUGAUGCCCAUGGGCAAAAAGCCCCACUUCCUUUAAGGAAGGGAGCAGGCCUGACCCUGAUGCCCAAGAAGGGGCCACCCUAGGCUUUUUGUUUUUCUUGCUUUUAUUCCCGUUUUUGUUGUUGUUGGCCUUGUGCUGGGUUUGUUUACAAAAGAUGUAUUUUGUUUAACCAAAUAUUAAAAAUGGAAAAUUCCAUACAUAAAUCUCCUUCCUUGUCUGCCUGAAUUAUGUAAAGAAAAAAAUAAAUGUUAGCAUGAUACUGCUUUAAAAAGAAUUCACUACCAUAAUAAGUCGUCUUUUGUAGGCUUAUUGGACUUUAAUCAGACUUUUCACCUGAAAAAUCCAGAGACAAAAUACUUACUUUGACUCUAAAGAAGCCUCUGGGGCAUUUUUCAGUUUGCUUUUAUUUACAAAAAUGAAACCUGACAUUUGAAGACCCCAUCUACAAGUUGACUGUACCAGCUUUGGCUGGUGACUAGUUGUUUUUCCUUAGUUAACAAGUGCAUCUGAAUGGAGGGCCUAGAUUAUCCCAGAACCCAGGUAUACAGCAGGGCCCUGUGACUGUACCACCUGGAUUUCAAUCCACAUCCAGCACUUACUGUGUGGCCUUAUGCAAAGUACUUAACCUUUCUGUGGCUGUUUUGUCAUCUCUGAGAUAGGACUACUGCUAAAUUGUAUUGCCCGGAUAUAUCACCUACAUAAAAGGCUUAGCACUACUCCUGUAUGUGCUCAGUGAAUGUUACGUUAAAUAGACCGUAAAAUUCAAAGAUAAAGGCUACAAUUGGAUUUAUCAGUGGCUCACCUCAGCAGUUAUUUUAAUAAACUAGGUCACAACAAAGUUCUACUGGCAGGUCCCCCAGACUAGAAAUCAGCACUGUCCAUCAUUCUUUAUAAGUACAUUAUAAUUGUGCCAUGUCAUUGUAGACUACACAAGCACAUGGACUCACUCAACUCUCUGUUUUAGGCUAGUGGGUCUAAAAGUGAUCGCCUGAAUUCAGGGCAAAAAUUAUUAGAGGAAGUUCUUGGCUAACAAUUUUCUUCAGAGAUUUUACUUUUAGGAACUUAACUAACAUGGGCCUCAAGGGCCAAUGAUGUUAAGAUGGUGGUGCUGGCUUUGGUGAGAAGAAGUGCAAGAGGCAGUGCAGGUCUUUGCCCUCCAAAGAUGCUUUGUGAGCUAAAGUGGCAGGAGCUGGUUGGUCUAAGUAACACUGAGGCAUGUACCACAAGCAUAUGGAUAACACUUUCAGUUGGAAUCGUUUUUAAUAUUUAAAUACAAAAAGUGAGCACUGACUUUUUUUUUUAUACACACACACAGUUUGAACAGCCAAAAUGUGCAGGGGAAACCAGCUCCUGCUGUCCCUGUCUCCAUCCUGUGGUCCAGGCUGCUGCUGGCCCUCCCUCCACCCCAGCACACAGAAAGAUGCCCAGUGGCUGAUUUGGCUACACCUAUAAUGCAUUUUGUCUGUUCAUACUGUGUGCAUGUCCUUCCCCAACAUCUCCAUUCUGGGGAAAAAAAAAAAAAAAAAAGAACAGUCACCAGUGGUCAGGAGUACACUCCUCCCACUGGCAUCAGUUUCUACCGCACAAUGGGAGAGUGGGGGGCUCUUCCAGAACAACUAGGAGCAAUUUAGUGAGGGGUGGGGUGGCGAGUAACCGUCUGCACCGCUGCACUCUGGUGUCAGAGUGAAGGCAGAAGAAGUAAGUCAGGACAGAGUGAGGGCACAGUCAGGACAGAGUGAGGGCACAGCUGCAGAUUGGGAGUCCGUGAGACAGUAUUGGAAGCAUUCUUCCCAUCAAGUUUAAAUAGAUCAAUGUGCCAAAGUUAAAAAAAAAAAAAAAAAUCCAAAUAA
Molecule: messenger RNA, 4734 nt
Organism: Loxodonta africana (African savanna elephant)
Lineage: Eukaryota; Metazoa; Chordata; Mammalia; Proboscidea; Elephantidae
Gene: JOSD1
Product: Josephin domain containing 1
Exons: 4
Coding region: 297-905 (202 amino acids)
Biological process (GO): protein deubiquitination
Molecular function (GO): cysteine-type deubiquitinase activity
Source: RefSeq, a predicted model, not a curated record